CUAAAUUAAGUAGGGGUCACACAAGAAAAGAACCCGGAAAAAUCCAGAUGCAGCCUCAGAGAAAGCUGAUCAACUCAGUGGACAGAUGUGUGGAUGAGGCUCUCUGCGGCAUCGUCAGGGCCUCUGGGGGCCUGUCCCUGCUGAAGGGCCACAGAGUUGUCCUUCGCUCAGACUUGGACAACCUGAGGGGCAAGGUGGCGCUGCUGUCCGGAGGGGGGUCAGGGCAUGAGCCAGCGCAUGGGGGUUACAUUGGAGCUGGUAUGUUGUCCGCAGCUGUGGCAGGAGGAGUGUUUGCAUCGCCCCCGCCCACCAGCAUCCUGGCUGCCAUUCUCUCCUUGCACAAUGCAGGAGCUGCUGGUGUCCUUCUCAUUGUGAAGAACUAUACAGGUGACCGCCUUAACUUUGGACUGGCUGCAGAGCAGGCCCGUAACCAGGGCAUCGCUGUGGACAUGGUGGUGGUUGCAGAGGACUGCGCCUUUGACCAACCCAGUAAGGCUGGAAGAAGAGGCCUGUGUGGCACUGUCUUCAUCCACAAGUUGGCAGGUGCUCUGGCAGAAGAAGGCUGCCCAUUGGACCGGAUUGUUUCCACAGUAACAGAAGUGUUGAAAGGGAUUGGUACUCUUGGGGUCAGUCUGUCUCCAUGCAGUGUUCCGGGCUGCCUGCCGUCAUUUGACCUGCCCCAAGGGGACAUGGAGCUGGGACUAGGGAUCCAUGGGGAACCCGGAAUCAAGAGGUCCAAGGUGGCAUCUGCCGAUGAGGUGGUAAAGACCAUGAUAGAUCACAUGACCAGCCCAGCCAGCCAAUCCCAUCUACCCCUGAAAUCAGGCGACAGUGUUGUUCUGUGUGUGAACAACCUCGGGGCUCUGUCGUACCUGGAGAUGGCGGUGGUUACAAGAGCCUCAGUCAUCUGCCUGGAAAGCCGCGGAGUUGUGGUUGCCAGGGUGAUGUCCGGGACGUUCAUGACAUCACUGGAGAUGGCAGGAGUCUCGCUGACCCUGAUGAAAGCAGACCAAGAAACCCUGAGACUCUUUGAUGCAAAGACUAGCGCCCCCGCCUGGCCGAACCUCAGCAGCGAGUGUGUGAGUGGACGCAGCUACGUCACAGAAGCUCCAGUGAUGAGCAGCCAGCCACAGGACAGCACAUACUCCGAAGGCCCCUUGAGUCCUUUGAUGCAUAAAGUGCUGGUAAAGGUUUGCUCCACCCUACUGGAAAGGCAAGAAGAGCUCAACUCUCUGGACCGUGCUUGUGGGGACGGAGACUGCGGUAACACUCACGCACAGGCUGCCAAAGCCAUUCAGCAGUGGCUCCAGAACCACAAGGUCCCCGGUUGCCCCGGGCGGCUGCUUUUGGUCCUUGCCGGAUUGGUCCAGGAGAAGAUGGGCGGCUCCUCUGGAGCGCUGUACAGUCUGUUCCUCACUGCGGCGGCCAGUCAUGUGACCGAGGGGCAGAGCAACGCAGCGGCUUGGGCAAGCGCAAUGCAUGCUGGGACACAAGCCAUGAGAAGGUAUGGAGGUGCAGACCCUGGAGACAGAACAAUGUUGGAUGCUUUGUGCCCUGCUGUGGAUGAACUCAUGAAACUAGUUACAGCACCACCUGAUGCACAGAUGAGUGUACUGCAGGCUGCUGUACAGAAAGCGGCUACGGGGGCGGAGGGGACUCGUCUCCUCCAAGCCAAAGCUGGAAGAGCAAGCUAUAUUGCCACCGACCGGGUCACUCUUCCUGACCCUGGCGCCAUGGCUGUUGCCGCCAUCUUGGGAGCUAUUGUGGAAACACUCGAGGAACAGAAAUAAAAGUGGUGAUAAGCCACAUUAUUAGCAGAGCCCUUGUGUAGCUGAGGCCUCUCCUCACAUAUGCAGGCACUUUUAAAAAAAAUGGAAGAUUAUGUCAUUUAUUUCAACAGAUUUUAUUUGAUUAAUGGUGGAAACUUUGGAGAGAUGUUGGGCUAUGGCGUCUGAAUAAAUGUUUAUUAUCCUUUGUGUUUAUAUUCAUGGGAAGCUUAAGAGAGAAAAACAAAAACGCACAGACAUUGGUAUGAGUUGUGCCUGGCACCACUAAAAAGCACCAACAUGCUACAGUAAAACCAAAAGCAUUCGAUGGCAAAUAAACCUUUAUAGGUUAUCAAAUGUGUUAUUUCACAACUUUAAAAUUUCCCAAAUUUUUGGUAAUCAAGAAAGAUUUAGCAUACACGCAUUCAUAUUAGGCAAAUUUUAUACAAAAAGUUAUGAUGUAAUUUUACAUCAUAUUGUACAUGAAUUUUGUGACACUGAAAGCCAUGUUUACACAUAUAGUAUAAUCUAUGUAAUCUACAGAUUUUUGUAAUCAUCCAGUAUGAGUAUAAGCAGCAGUUUUCUAAUGUUUACUUUCAUCCAUAGCAAAAGUCAAAUGUGGAAAAUGCAUUCAAGUAUUUCAAUCCAAAAGGAAAGCUCACAAAGAUUCAAUGUUUCUCAUAAUGCAACACAGUUGAGUGUAUGUGUUGUUUUGGGUCAAAGUUCUCUGUCAACUGUUAAUCAGAAGAAAAUCUUUAUCUGAAAUUUUGACUUUGGACUUUACACUGAACACUCACCUCUCUGCUAACAUCAUCUCAGAUAGUAUGUAAAUGUUUCUAUUUUCCCCUUAUCUCGAUUUCAGUGUUGGACAGUAUGGUACAUAUGAUUUAUUUUUAUUCUUAGUUGAUGAUAAUAAUAA
Molecule: messenger RNA, 2685 nt
Organism: Menidia menidia (Atlantic silverside)
Lineage: Eukaryota; Metazoa; Chordata; Actinopteri; Atheriniformes; Atherinopsidae
Source: the annotation of a GenBank genome assembly